AUGGCCGUCCCCACACCUACUCUCACCGCGUCGACCUCGAUGGCUUCGCUCUACACUGUCGCUACCGCCUCUCUUAAUCCUCUCAAAGACUCUUUUUCUUUCACCCCUUCGCGCCCUCCCCGCUCUAUCAAACGGGAGCCUACCUUUUACUCUGACGAGGACGUCUUUGAUCCUCCUCCUCCUAUCCAACUCGAAGCCAGCCGCCGCUCAUCGACCGACUCGGCAUGUGCCACCUCGGCUGAGUUGGGUCGUCGCCAACCUGGUCUCUCCCAGCUCUCCCUCACCCUUCCCCUUUUCACCCAGACGUCGAUGGGACCGGCGUCUCCAGACUCCCCCACUAUCCAUACGCCAAACACACCCGAGUUCCGCGGCCGUUCAUCGUCGACAUCCACGAGGACCAGUAGGCGCAAGCCAGUGCCAUCUGACAUGGACAUUGAGGGAUCAAUGCUGCACGUCGAUCUUGUCGCUCUACUGGAAGACGCACGUAAGAGGGAACAGCGCCACCCACGCCCAAGCGUGUCUUCCAUGUCUGCGCUUUCCAUGAACUCGCUCGGACCUAUCGGAGCCAGUACACCCAUGAGUGGCACGUUUUCAUCAUCAGAGGGCAUGGGCGACAGCAUCCCCAACUCGACGCGGCACGUCCUCACCAUCGACCCACCCAUGCCUGAGCUGCGCCAUUCCUCCUCAGAGGUCGGUUACAAUCUGGCCCAAUCUCCUGGCCGGAGGGCCAGCGAAGCAAUUGUCACUUUCCCGUCGUCAGUUACUUUCCCGUCGUCAGACCCGACGGACGAGAACCAGACAUACAUGAGCUACUCGGGGCGCGACAGCAUUGUGCCAGUCUCCCCAGGUGCCGCGUUCAACAUCCCUCUCCCCUCCACGGCUGUUGUACACUCUUCUGCCUCGAGCCAGCACUCGUCCCACCACUCUAGGCACCACUCGCGCACCCGAUCCUUUGCGUCCCAGACCCGCGCACGAGGAAACGCCAAUCAGCGGUCGUACUCUACGUACCCGCCGCCGCAAAUGCACUCUACGUACCCACCACCGUCGGCCGUCUCUGACUAUUCCGUUCCAACCACCUCACCCACAGCCGUGAGCGGCUCACCCUCAUCGGGCUCGGGGCCGUUUGGCAACUCGACCACCAACCGUUCACCGGGGUACCAGUACCAGUACCAGUAUGCAUACGCCCUCCCGCCAACGGCGCCUACGCCUCUGCCACUGCAAAGGGACGAGUCGCCUAUUGAGCAGCCCAUCUACAUUCACAAGCGCGGUGGGGGUCCGUUCGAGUGGGUCAAGAUGCUGUGGUACUUGGGGUUCAUUUUCCCGCCCUGCUGGAUUGCAGGCAUGUUUCUGCUUAGAAGGAUUGAAGACCUCGACUACAACUUUGAGGCCAAGACCGUCGAUGAGGAAGAGGAGAUGAAGGCGUAUUGCGAGUCCGAAAUCUUCUACUCGCGCCGCUGUACCAUGGCCAUUGGUGUUCUCUCCAUCGUCAUUGCCGUAGCGGCAUGUACCGUCGCCACCGUUCUCAUGGCCACCGGGAAGAACUACAAUGCCGCCUAA
Molecule: messenger RNA, 1557 nt
Organism: Apiotrichum porosum
Lineage: Eukaryota; Fungi; Basidiomycota; Tremellomycetes; Trichosporonales; Trichosporonaceae
Exons: 3
Coding region: 1-1557 (518 amino acids)
Source: RefSeq, a predicted model, not a curated record